AUGCUGCGGCCAUGCUGGGCGGCGUUGUGCCUAAUCUUUCCAACAGUUUCGGGCCUGGCCAUGUUGGAGCUCGAGAACAGAAAUAUCUCAUUUCCUUUGAAAAUCGACUAUUUGGCCCCUUUUUCUUGCGCCGUCACUGGAGAUUGUGAUGAUCAAGGUUGGUCUUUUGACUUUGAAAAUGUAAAUUUUGACUAUAAUUCUCAUUCCUGACUUGAAAGGCGAGAUGGGUAGAUUGGAAAAGGUAACGCGUUGCGUGUGCGACGCGGCUUUUGGGAGGAUUCUUGAGGUCAAUUUUUGCCUCCCUUUUUUUAUGUUUUUCUUCUAUUUUUUAUAAUAAAUUUCGAUUUCUUAUGGUUUGGAAAAAAAUAUAGAUGAACGACUAUGAGUAUAAAAAGGAAAAAUAUUCGUUUUUCUCCACACUUUUUUUCCAUGAUUGCGUGGGACCCCGCGUUUCCCGCCAAAAGCCGCGUCGCACACGCAACGCUUCACUCUCGCCAAUCUACGCAUCUUUCCUUUCGAAUCGGAACAUUGUCUUUGUUUCCUUAAUUGUUAAAAGUUCAGGAGCGGCUUACAUGCCAGCAACUUUGAAGCUAGCACUACAAAAAGUGAAUUCCGAGCCUUCUUGGGAGUAUUUCCACAAUUGCACAGUCAAGUACAUCGACACGACCACUUCAGGACCAAAAAUGACUAGAGAUGGUGAAAAUAUCGUGCAAGUUCAUUCACCGUUGCCUUGGAACAAUACUUUUUCACAAAAUAGUGUGUGAAAAGAAGAUUUUUAUACAUCUUCGAAGAGUUCCAAGGUAGCGGUGAAUGGAGUAUACUAAAAAAAGCUUUCAAAAUAAAAGUCGAUAAUUUCAGCGACGGAAGACUUGGACACGGUUGGGAUCAUGGGACUUAGUGAGGAUUGCUACAUUGACUCGACGAUUUUGAACAUCAAUGGGAAAAUCGGAGUUUCCGAUGUGAGGAAAAAUAUACUUUUGGAGCGAAGUCUUCAAUAACUAAAGUUAGAUGUAAAAACGGCUUCUCGCCUCGAAAUCUUUUUGGAUUCGAGCUCUGCGCCUUUAAAACUGAAGUAUGAGAUCUAUUUAAAAGAAGAUUCUAAUGAAAUCGUGGUAUGUUGAGUAAUAAGAACUAUUAAAAAAACAUUGAGAAAAAUUAUUUUUUUCAGCUUUUCUUUAAUUAUUAUAAAACUACAAAAUUUCAGAUCUGCCGGAUGGACCUCACAUCUUUCAACGGUUACGAUAGAUCCACUGUCCUGAUAAAUUCCGCUACUGAUAGUCUUUCAAAAGUAUUUUUGAACUUCAAAUUUCAAAUUUCAAGUCGCAACUUUCCAUUUUCAGGCGGUUCUUUAUUUUUUGAACUUGUUCAACUGGAGUAAUAUUGCAAUCAUAUCCCCGUCGACUUCUGUGACCUCUUAUGAUGCAAGAUCUCGUUCUCAGAUGAUAGGUAAAUCGAUUUUGAAGUUUUAAGUCAUAAGAAAUACCUAUAUUCACUUCUGAGAUUACGAAAAAAAACUAAUUUUUCUUUUUCGAAGGGUACUGUAAGUGAAAAUCCACAUUUGGCGCGUCGGGUGUUCGCACAAAUUUUUUUAAAGUUGUAUCUAAAUGAAAAACAACUAUAGGAAACCGUUGAAAUAAAAACUUUGGAAUAUUAAUGGAAAAGAAGCGUGAGACCACUCAAAAUGUGCAAACACGCAAAGUGCCCUCUGCGGACUUUCGUAUACAGUACUCUUCGAAAGAGAAAAAAUCGCAGUUGUCGAGAGACCGGGGGUUUAAAAAAAGAACAAGGUUUUUGAAGCAAAAAAUGAAUUUUUCCAGGUGAUUCUAAUUUUUUUCAGACUUAUUGCUAGCCAACUCUAUAAAUAUCCUAUUCGACAGUCGGAUUGACCCUUCCAUCAGCCCUUCAGAACUAAUUUCUCGUGUCGCCAAUGAAUCUCAAAGAGCUAGAAGUAUCAAAAAUCCAUAUUUCUCUCUUAAUUGAUAUUAUUUUUAGUUUUCGUCGUUGUUGACCCCACCAAGAACGCCUCGCUUCUAAGAAAGUACAUAUACUCACUGGGAAGUCUGAAGAAAAUGCAGUCGGGCGCUUAUUUUGUCAUCGGAUUUGUAUCCUACGACACCAACUCGGAGUGGCUCGAAAGCAAUAGUCCCAACGAUUCUCGUCACUUUGGAGCUUCUGGAAGUUCGUAGAAUGUCAUUUCAAAAAUAUGAUAUUGAGGAAAACAGAGGGAACUUGAGUGUUUAAAAUGGAAUUUAAAAGCUUCGAAAUUAUUUAAAACGAGAUUAUUAUCUAAUGAUAUGAAUUUAUGAAGCUUCAAAUCACAAGCGGGAACAAAGAGCAUAACAAAAAGAUGACAGCUCCGAAAUGUUCAACUUUUGUCCGUAAAAAUUAACAAAAAAAUUGCUACAGUUGAAAAAAAAACAAGUACACAUCUUUUUGGAAAGUUCGUACAGAGUUUACAAUAAUGGGGACUGUAACAUAAAAAAUAUAAAAAUAAAAUAAAAUUGUAAACAAAAGUAAAAUUAAUUUGCAAAAGAACCAUGGUUCUUUUGCAAAUUAAUGGUACCAUGAAUCUAUUGUUUAUUGUUUGAAUAAAAAAAGUAAUUUUUAUUAUAUCAUUAAACUUUUUGAAUGAACUUAUAGAAAAAAAUAUCUUAAUGACAGGGAAAAGAAUUUAGAGAAAAAAAUUAUUGAGAAGUAAAAUAUAAACUUCUUUAUUUAAUUUUUGCGCGUCGAUGCGCGUCGGGCGUGCGAUAAUGCGUCAUUCUGUUUUAAAAUGUGGUUUUCUUUUUUUUUUAAUUUCUAAAAGUUCUAAUUUUUAUUUUACUAAUUUUUUCGUUUUCUCUUGCUGAUUCAAGACUUUGAUAGCUUAAUAAUUUUAGUCAAUUACAGUUGAUGCCGGCUUCAACAUCACGGAAGACUCUAUAACUCAAAUCUACCGCAACCUAAUAGUUCUUUCGGACGCUCCUCCCCCCACCGGCGUCUAUUCAAAAUGGGACGAUUUUCGGCAAAAUGUCAUGGAUACAGCCAGCCAAACUGUCUUCUGUCCGCCAUUCUGUAAUGGAAAGUCUAUUAAAAAAGUGAAAAAUUCAAAAAAUGAAUUUUGGCUGAUUUGAACUUUUCAGAGUGUAAAUCCUCGCUGGGAUCGUAUAAAGGCGGCCGUCGAUUCUGUACAAUAUCUGGCCGAGUCCGUUUCUGACGCUCUUUCUCACGGAGCCGAUGUUUAUAACUCGACGGUCUUUUAUGAGUUUCUGCUCAGUCGCACAAUUAACAGUGAGUGACCCCUAGAGGGAGGUUUAAUUUCUUUGUGGUCGGGACUUUUCCGAAACACGUGUUGGCUUGUCAGAUAGAGCUUUUGGUAGUCUAAAUUUUGAAAAAAGACUUGAUCUUUGAGAAAAAAUUUUUCCUGAAAACUGCUUGAACUUUUUGAAAACUUCCACUUUUUGCUUGGAAUUUUUGUCGAUUUGAAUACUCAAAAUCAUCAUUUAUAUCAAAAUAUGGCUUCGAUCAAUUUUCAGAAAUUUCAAAGUUUUUUUAUUAUUUACCUUUUUAGGUAUCGCCGGCACCACGGAAUUCAUUGAUGGUUUUCGGAAAUGCAGCACCUUCCAUGCAGGUUAGAAAAAAAAAACUUUGACAGAAAAAUCAAAGUUUUAAAGGUUUACAACUUCUUUUGGAGCAGUUCGAGAUCCGCCUUUGCACUGUGGGCUUGUGGAAAAUUGGCCCAACUUUCUUUGCUCGAUACUCAAAUGGUUAGUUUUUCACAUUUUUUUCAAGGAUACCUGUAGAUUUAUCAAAAAGACUUCAGUUGUCGACUUAUAGAAGAAAAAUCAUAUUUUUCAUAAAAUUAUUAUUUUUUUGAGAAGGGAAAAAAACAUAUCUUUAUAUGAUUUGAAAAUAGACGGAAUUUUUUAGUAACAAAAAACUUUUCUGUUUCAAAAGUGAUUCGAAAGGAACUCCUUUGACUUUUUCAAACAGUAAUGAUGAUUUCAAAGUCGAUCUCUUCCCACUGAAAAUCUCAUUUUAGAAGCAAAAAUCCAUGUUUUUCAUGUUUCAAGUUUGAAAAAAGUGAAUUUCAAGGCUCUGAAAAACUAUUCGGAGCCCCUGACGAUCAAUUUCAUCAACGGAACUCCGCCCAUCGACGUUCCCGAAUGCGGAUUUUUCGGGGAAAGAUGCGGUCCGCCGCCCAACUACACCUUCAUCAUUGUCAUUUCCUCCGUCGCCGGUCUUCUGAUCCUACUUCUCAUCGCUGCUUUCUUCUUGUUCAGGUUGAUCCAACGGAAAUUCUGAGGAAGCUCAAAAAAUGAACCGCAAAAUCAGAAAAGUCAAAAAAAUUUGGUAGUAUAAGUCAUUUUUAGACUACAAGGGUUCUGUUUUCAAAAAUAACAAUUAAAAGUUCACUUCUGCUCAGAAACGUCAGAGUGGUCCCUAUAGGGGCCAUUGAAGGUUCGCCUCUUAUCACUAUAAACUCUGUACGAACUUUCCAAAAAAGUACCAAUUUGAUCUGUCAACUAGGAAAAAGGUUAGGUUUUCACUAAAAGUCCUACCGUAACCCUGUGAGGGGGCGGAGCCUUACAGUAACUACCCCUUUCGUCGCCGGUCUUCAGUAUCCUUAUUCUCAUCGCUGCUUUCUUCUUGUUCAGAUUGAUCCAACUGAAAAUCUAGAAAAGCUCCAAAAACGACCCUCAAAGUCAAACCCUAAAAAUUAGAACCAUAAAAAUUCUUUAAAAUUAGUCAUUUUGAGACCUCUUUCUGGUCAGAAAUGCUAGAAUGGUCCCUAUAGGGACCCUUGAAGGUCUAGGACCUAAUCUCCCGCUAUAGAGGUCACUAAAGCUUGCAAAAGUGGUCCCUCUAGGGGUUUCAGUUAAUGACCACUCUAGGGGAGUAUUUUCAUGGUCCCUACACGCCUUUUUACUUAGGGGCAGUAAAAAAUGGGGUUUCAGGUGAAAGCAGUAUCUUAUAUAGUUUUUCUUUGCGAAUCGAAUGGUGUACUCAAAAAAAUUAAAUAUGUGACCACUUUAGAAUAAAAACGCGAUUUUACUUUCCCGCCUUUAUUUUUGAAAAAAGCUUUGGAUCGGUAUGCAGACAAAUGUUUACAAUAGCCGUGCACGCGAUGUUGCGGACGUCUCAUUAGACUCGCAUUUUGUGAGAAAUAACCGGAUACCUGCUUCAAAUCAAGGGUUUCUUCUCUGAAAAAAACAUUUAGUCAAACAAAAAAACACAUACCAAUAAUAAAUAAAAUACAAAAUAAUGCUAUCCCAAUCGAAAUUUGUGUAAAAUCAUCAUUUUUCACCAAAGAAGCAUUUUUGCGACCAAAGUUUGCAAAUUAUACAUGAAUAGAAAGCUUUUGUGACGAAAAGAACUUUGGUGUCAACAGAAAAAAUUUAAAUUUGAAAGAAACGAAGAAAAAAGCGAAAAUGCGAAAAAUGGCGAAGCCUGUUGUCCAUAGAGCAACUUUACUGCAAAGUGCCCUUUUCGCGGGAACUCAAGCUUUCCUUUCUCCGACUUUGAAUUAUUUUUUCUCCAAAACUAGGAAGUUCGGUACGUUUUCAAGUUUACCGCUCCAUUCGCAAUGAAAAGCUCUACAAAGUAAUGCUUUGAACUGAAACGCCGUUUUUUACUGCCCCUAUGCCUUUAAGUCAGAAAAAAAAAACUGAAAGACCGCUAGAGGGACCACUCGAGAUUUCGGGGUCAUGCUUUAAACUCCUAUAGGGACCACCUAAAUUUUAUCCCUAAUAGGAGCAUUUUUGUCCUCUCUAGGGGCUGUUUUCUCUCCUAACCCCUAUAGUCACCACUCUAUCGUUCUUGAGUGGUAUAUCAAAUAAAUUAAGAUUUUAUCCGAAAGUUUCACGACUGAAAACGAAAAUCCAGACGGUACCGAUACGAGCGACGUCUCCACGCCUUGUCAUUCUUGAUCGACAGGAAAAAUAUCGUCCUGAAGAAACACGUGAAUUUGAUGAGCCAGCAAAGCUUGAGGAGCAUGGCCAGCAUGACCGGCUCUUUCAUCGAGGUUCUAUCCAAAAGAAGUGCUCGGAAAACUUGGAAUUUUUUAGCCCCAAGCUCUGAACAACAGCCACUUCCUUCUGGAUGACUACCGAGGCGAAGAAGGGACCGGCACCCAACAAGACGUACUGAGAAAACCUUCGAUGGAAGUCAUCAACGAGUCUUCCGAUCCGAAUGCCACGACGGAGGACCUUCGAUGGCACAAUGUCUGAUUUUCAGCUUGUUUUAAGACCUAGGGACAGUAUAAAUAAGUCGUGCAAAAAAAAAAUCCAAAUUUUACAGUUUUGCUUGAAAUUUCUCUUAUAGUCUGUGUGCCACGACUUGGAAUUUUCCCGAACGACAUUCCGCUGGGCCCCUGCGCGCCUUUGCAAACCUUGGUCGCGCUUUUAAUUUUUUUUUUUCUUUUAUUAAGGUGUUCUACUUUCAUGUACAAUAACAAUCAAUUGAAAGCGUGACCUAGAUUCAAAAGAUGCUUCGCGACCGCACGCAGCGGAACAGCGGAAUGUCGUUCGGUGAAAUUUCAAGUCGUGGCACACAGACUGUACUUAUAGCCGAUUCACGGCUAGCUUGGGGCGCAAAAAGGCGUGGCCUGUCUUUCCUUUCUUGAUUUUCUCAUGACUCUAAUGUUUCCGGUUGCUCUCAAAAGUUUUCCAUUGUGGAAGCUUACAAUGAACAAAAGUAUUGCCUUUUAGGGAUAAAAUAUUACGGUAACCAUUUCCUCACCAUUUUUGGCGCGAAUGCCUUACAAGGGAGAUAUUUUACUUUGCUGUUGGGAUUUUCCUGAAAUUUGGCCACAUUACUUCUUGAUGUAGGAGAUGAACAUCCUGAAAGUCUCAACCUGAAAAACUGCAAAAUUUUCGAGAAUUGACGCCUCAAAGUCGAAGAAAACCCUAAAAGUCCGUUGAAACAGGGCAUUUUGGGAGUUUGAGCGCCUAUUUUUUGGAGAAUAAGACGUAUUGCAAUUUGAGACUUUCAGGAUUUUUUUUGUGUUACAUCAAAGAUUAUUGCGACCGUUUCACAGGGAAUUCUAACUAGGGAAUGGUCUCCAUUCGCUCUUAGGACAACUUUAGUAGCGUCCGCACUCUUAAGUGAUCCCUCAAAUCGUUUACCAGGAAAUGGUCUCCUGUCGCAGUGAGACUUCUGAAUGAGACUAGGUUCACUAGAUGUAGUUUUCUACGCUGAUUCCAAAUAUGUGCUCAAAAGUUGCCCUCGAGGCCUGUGAAAAAAGUUAGGGGCCCUCAAAAGUUGAAAAUUUCAGAAUUGAGCUAUUUUUUUGAGGGUGUAUAGUAUAUAGUCCUUGUUUCCCCUGUCACAAAAAAAACCAUGUAACUUUUUUUCAAAAAAGUUCUGGAGCCCAUAUAUUACUUUUCAAAGCUCGGCGCGGGAUAAGAACAUGCGGGCGCGGUGUCCUAUUGCGAUCCUAGUCUCAUUCAGAAGUCCCACUGCGAAUGGAGAUCAUUCUUUAGUAAUUAAAUAACCUUCCUUGUUGGAAAAAAAGAAUGGAAAUUUUACAGCUUCCCGACUUUGCUGUAGGUCUUCAUCAAGGCCAGACCAUCGGAUUGAAGCGAAUCUACAGGAAUGACAUCGAUUUCACGAGGAACAUCAGACUUGAGCUUUCCCAUGUUUGUUUAUUCUCAUUUUCUAGUUCUCUCGAGGGUUCGAUCAAUUUCCUUCUUGAUUUGGGGGUCUACAAAUAAAGCCGAGCUUUUUGAAUAUACUGUUGCAAAAAAGUUCUGAUAGUUCUUGGCAAGGUAUUUUGGUCAAAAGAUUCAAAAAAUCGAUCAGUUUUUGUUAGAAAUACCUCUUUAAUCUGAGCAAUAACUUGAAAAACCCCUAUAGGGAUCACUUGAGCGAAUUCUAUUAGGAUCUGACAGAAGAAAAGGCUUCCAGUUGAUGGACCUAUCCCACGCCAACGUCAUCGGCUUCGUCGGAAUGGUCGUCCAGGCGCCCGACGUCUUCAUAGUCGCCGAAUUGGCUCAAAGGGGCUCCCUGAAAGAUAUUCUCGACAACGAUGAGCUGCCUCUCGACGAGCUUUUCAUGAACCAAAUGACCAAGGACAUCGUUUCGGUAAUCGAUUAAUCACCUUUUUGAAGAAGCUGAAUUUAGAGACCGAAAAAUCAGCACUCAAUCUUCAAAAAUCGCUUUCUACAAAGAAAAAAAUAACUAAAAACAAUCAAUGACUUCUUGGGAAAGAUUUUAGUGGCCCCUAUAGAGGCUUGCCAAGACUAAUUGGAGAGGACACUAAAAUGGCCACUAAACCCACCUCUAUAGUGGCCACUAUUUUCCGUUUUAGUCGCCACUACAAAGAUUCUCUAUUUAGUGGCCACUUCAGUAGUUUUUCAUCCAGUAUUCCUUCCAGUAACUCUGAUAAACUUUAAAAAAAAACAGACUGGACCAGUUAUGUUGAUCCAUUGACCCCUAAAGUGGCCACUUAAAUUUUUAGUGGUCUAGUAAAAGCACUUAGACUUCUACUGUGGCCACUAAUUUGACUACUAUACUGGCCACUAAAACGUCAAAACCCUAUAGCGGUCACUAAAACUUUUCCCAAUCAUUCGGCAAAAGUUCGAGCUGUCUAGCUUGUCUGCACUCUCUUUUCUUGCCAGAGGCUAGAGAAAAAACGAAAAAGCAUGUAAACACAAGAGAUUUUGAAUUUUUAAAGCUCCGCCCCAAAUUCCGCGAUCAACCAAUAAGAGAGCGAGCAAUCCACGGCGUUUUUUUUUGGCCGCCCAUAUUUUUUCCGUAAAGCGUAGUGUGUCGUGUGCAUGCACCGCGGCGCUCUCGCACAUGCCACUUCAAAAUCAUUUCUACGAAUUUCAAAACCAUAUUUGAAAUUCUGAAAUUCAGUCUUAUUUUUCACUCUUUGGUGGCUAUUUCGAAUUUCGCGAAAUUAAUUUCAACACGGCACUUGUUUGUUGAAAAAAUGAAAAAGAAAAAUCGCGUUUUUCUGAAAGGAUAAACAGAUUCGUCUCAGGACCCAUUGAAAAUGUGUCUUUAAUAUUUGCUGUUUUUACGCGUUUUUCCCAUGCCCCAUUCAUUUUUGGAAUUACAUUUUCUUCCACUAACAAUAACGCCGUGCCUUCAGAAAGUGUUUUCGAAUGAGGUCAUUUAUCAUCAAAAUCUGAACAGAAUAUAAAGAAAAGUUAUUUUUUCGAGUUGAAGCGAAUCAUUGACUAAAUGAAAAAAAGCAAUUUUAAUAAAACCCAAAUGACGAUGGUACUUUUUAGGGUCUGGAAUACCUCCAUCAAUCACCAAUAGGAUGCCAUGGAAGGCUGAAAUCGACGAAUUGCUUGAUCGACAGCAGAUGGACCGUCAGAUUAUCCUCCUUCGGACUUCGAGAAAUGAGAGGAGAAGAAAAUCCGAUCAGAGAAGGCAUCCAGGAGGGAAAAGGUCUGACCUGACACCGAUUUGUCUCAUUCUGGAACUUGAGACGAGCUCUGGACGGCGCCGGAGUUGCUUCGCUGGUCGACUGGUCUUGCCCAAUGCUCCCAUCUUCUGGUCCAGAAAGCCGACGUCUAUUCUUUCGCCAUCGUUCUUUAUGAAAUCUUCGGCAGAGCUGGACCUUGGGGCGAGGAGCCCAUGGAGCCCAGACGUGAGAAUGGCUGGACUUUAUGAAAAAUUCUGAGCAUUUUGAGCCGAGAUAUGAAAUUUUGAAGAUGUGAGUGGCAAAAAUGACCCAAAAUUCGAUAAUCCUAAUGGUUUUUAUUACAGUAAACAGAUUUUUAUACUCUUAUGGAUUUGUUACAGUAAUCUGGGAUUUUUUUUCUUCCAGCUAAAAAUAAAUGGUAUGUAUUGUACUUUCUACAAGUUCCGACCAAAGUUUUGAAGUUUCAAAUAAAAAAAACUGUCUGACCUGUCUGCGUCUCUCUUUCCCUGGUCGAUGCGUCAUAGAAACCUUGAGAUAAUACGGAAAAAUAAGAGUGUCGUUGAGAGAAAAGAGAGCGCAGAGAAAUAAGAUUUUUCAAUUUUUUGACAAAGAGUCUUCAUUCGUCAAAAAUUGAUAAUGCACCGAAACGUUCGAAAAUGGACUUUUGAAAAAAUUUAGCGGCCACUUAAGUGGUUAUUUUUUGUCUCUUUAGUGUCUUCUUGAAUUUAAGAAAAUGCCUGUUACAUCGAAGUAUGUGGAUUUUCAAAAAUUAUCAUUUUUCUCCCAGAAAUCGUAAGCCGAGUGAAGAACAUGGAGUCAAAGAAGCCCUUCCGACCGGAUUUGGCUGUUCUGAAGGUUUUGAAAAUUAAAAAAAACGAUCAAUUUGAAUUUGUUGAAUUGCAGGACACGCCCCUAGUUGUGCAAGAAACAGUGCCGGAAUGUUGGUCUGAAGAUCCCUUGAACAGACCCUCAGUUGGUCAGAUUCGACGCAAAAUCCGCAUCUUGACGGCUGGAUUGUAAUAUUUAGAGAUAUGUUAUGAAUGGAAGUUAUGAUGCCUUGGAGGCACGAAGAGUGCGCCCGACUUGAAGUGACUUGCGCGCGGCGAGAUUGGGGAAAAUUAAAAAAAGAUGCCGGGAAAUGUUAGAAAAUCGCAGUUUUGAAUAAUAUUAGGAUUUUUUGAUGCGGUUUUUGAGGUUUUUUCUGAAUCUUUGCUUGAAAAAGUCAGAGAAAAUUGAUGACCGAUGAAAUUUUAGAAAACCCGGAUCGCGGAGAAAAUCAGUUUCGCUCGUUUAGUUGGAAAAAAUGCGUGGGACUAUUUCAGAUUUUUGAAAUUUUCUCACAGAGCCGUCAUUUUUUAAAACCCAGAACGGAUCAAAGCUUUAAAUUUUUUUAUUUCAAUUGCAAAUUCUUUCUCCGUUUCUCAAUCAAGACGUUCCAGAAAUCGGGCUUUUUUUUGGCCGCAUUUUUUCAACUUUGAGCCGUCAUAACUUUUUUCUAAGCCUUUUUCGUCGGUUUUCGAGCGAAGAUUCAGAAUCAGCGUGAAAAAUUUCUUAAAGUAGACCUCGCAUUUUUCAAAAAUUGAGGCCUGAAACUAACUGAUUAGUUUUUAAGUUGGUUCUAGAUUCAAUCCCAACCGCAACGCGAACGCGUCUUUUUGAGCCAUUCCACGUGCGAUCAGAGCUUCUUAAUUGCCCACACUGUGAAAAAAAAUCUCCUAAGGAAACGAACAAUCAUGGACAAUAUGGUGGCGAUGAUCGAAAAGUACACGGCCAAGUUGGAGAAGGACAUCGCGGAAAGGAACGAAGAACUGGCCAAGGAGAAGGAGAAGAGCGACAUGCUCCUUCAGAUGAUGCUUCCUGAGUUGGAAAAAUAUCAAAGGAACAGGAAAGAGGAGAAGUUUCAGCGUCGUUGCUGAAAGUCUGAAACGCGGCGAGAGGGUCACGGCGGAGCAGUUCAACAGCGUCACUGUCUUUUUUUCGGAUUGUCCCGGAUUUGCGGACCUCAGUGCGACUAGUGAGCCCAUCGAGGUAUGUUUAGCUAACUGAUUUUGGACGUUUCGAAAUCGAGAACUUAGGAAUUUCAAAGUGGUCCCUAUAGGGCUUAGGGGCCGGAAAAGUGCUCCCAAUAGGGGUAAAAUCAAGAUGGUUUCUAUAGGGGUAUAGACCCUGACUCCUUAGUCCCUAAAGCUUAAAUGGUCCCUAUAGGGGCAAGAUCAAGGUGAUCCCUAUAGGGGUUCAGGGUCAGACUCCUUAGACUUGAAAGUUCAAGUGGUCCCUAUAGGCCCUAUAGGGCUAAGGGGGGAAAUAGGGGCCGAAAAAGUGGUCCCUAUAGGGGCAAAAUCAAGAUGGUCUCUAUAGGGGUUCAGGGUCCGACUCCUCAGUCCUUAAAGCUUGAGUGGUCUCUAUAGGGGUCUUUCAACUCUAUUUUAAAAAAAGGCUUAUUUCUUUAAUUUAUCCCAUGGAAAUACUUCUGCGCACAGAGUAAAAAAAUUAUCGACUUGAAUUUCCCCUAUAGGGACCAUUUUUACAGACUCUAGUGGCCCCUAUAGGGGUUGGUAAAGUGGUCUCUGAGAUUGCCGCUAUAGGAAGCACUCUAAAGUUCCCAAAAAAGCUAACUUUUAAAUCAAAGGAAGUUUUGAAAAUUAACCACAAAAAAAAUCCAGGCUGAAUAAUCUUCAAGCUAUUAUCUACUAAUCAACAGAAAAAUCAAACGAAAAAAAUGAUUGAAUGAUAAAAAAGGAACGGAAAAUACUAGAAAUUGAUUAGUUUUCAAUUUAAAGAUCGUCGUGUUCCUGAACGACUUGUACACCUGCUUCGACAAUAUUCUCACCAAUUUCGACGUCUACAAAGUUUUCAAGAAAGUUCAAAUAUUCAUCGAAAAAGAAAUAUCAAGGUCGAAACGAUCGCCGACGCCUACAUGGUCGCCUCAGGGCUUCCGCUUCAGAAUGGACCCCAUCACGCCGGGGAAAUCGCCUCUUUGGGCCUGACUCUUCUGAAAGCUGUCGAGGUUUUCUUCGAAUUUACAUUUCUUGAGCUGAUUUGUGAACUUAGAACUUUGAAAUCCGCCAUCGUCCCGGGGAAAAAGUCCGUCUGAGGAUUGGAAUGAACUCUGGGGCCGUCGUGGCUGGCGUCAUUGGACUGAAGGUUUAGCAUUUUUUACAGUUUUUGAUUUCUUUUUUAUAGUUUGUGAAAAGUGAAAAAUUUCAUUCCUUGGUUUCAUUUUUUUUAGAAAAGCUUAAAAAACCGACUAAAAUUUCCAGAUGCCCCGGUACUGCCUCUUCGGAGACACUGUCAACACUGCGAGUCGUAUGGAGAGCAACGGAAUUCGUAAGGAUUAUUGUAAAUCUUUCCGAAAAAUGAUCAUUUUGAAGCUCUCCGUGUGAACUGCUCAGAAUCUUCAAAGCAAAUCCUCGAACAACUCGGCGGUUAUGACAUUGAGGAGCGCGGACUCAUCGAGAUGAAGGUUUGGAAAAAUUCCAAGAACCUCUUUUCGAAUAAAUCUUUUGGAUUCAUUUGAACCAGAGCUGUGCUUUGGGCCAGCCGGGCUGGCCAUAGUGUUGCAACGCGGUCGCGAAGCGGUCGAAAAUUUGCCAAUUUUCGAACUUUUUUGCCUCGAAAUUUUCACAGAGUGUGUAAAUGGAGGAGUGAGUGAUCGAAUAUGUGUUAUUUGGGAAAAAUAUGUGAUUUAAAUUAUAAAAUGAGAUGAAAAAAGCUCGCAAUUGCGACGAUUGUGGGCCGAUUCGGCCAUCAACCUCGGCCCAACGCACAGCUCUGAUUUGAACCCCUCAAAAAACUUCUGAUAACACUGAAAACAGUUGAAUUCAGGGAAAAGGCAAGCAAAUGACCUAUUUCGUGAAAGGAGAAGACGCCGUCCGCCGUCGGGAUCGUAUCCUGAAAGAAAGAGUCAAAUACAGUUCCCUCAAAAACGCCCUCGUCGAGGAUAAAAAACUCGUCUUUGAAUGA
Molecule: messenger RNA, 13324 nt
Organism: Caenorhabditis auriculariae
Lineage: Eukaryota; Metazoa; Nematoda; Chromadorea; Rhabditida; Rhabditidae
Source: the annotation of a GenBank genome assembly